ACAGCUCGCCAACUCAGCCGACGCAGCUCUCAGCCUUGUCUGCCUCGACCCCGCCUCGUCGAGACAACAGAUCAAACAGACUCUGCCCCCUUGAAAAGAAAAGCCCUGCUCGAUACUCUGCACGUACGAUAGCUCUUGUUAGCCACCAUGGCUGGCCUCUCGGAGGCUUCUGCCGUCUUUGCAACUAUCCAAAUGGCCCAGGUGGUGAUCGAAUAUUCUGCAAAGUACAUAUCCAACGUUAAGGAUGCAAAAAAGAGCAUGGAGAAGCUGCAGACUGAGGUGAAGAGUUUAACAACAGUGUUGGAAGGCCUUGAAAAACAGCUCAAAUCGGCGGAAGAUGACCGAUCACUUCGCGUCACUCGCGAACUGAAGGAUGCGAUCGAUCGAUGCUCCUCGCACAUCUCUUCGUUACAGACAGACCUCCAGCAUUGGCAAGGAGAGAAGUCCUGGACCCAAAGAAUCAAGUGGCCGUUGAGGAGGUCUCGAGUCGAAGAUGCUGUCGAGUAUGUUGACCAAUGCAAGAAGACAAUCAUUCUCGCCCUCCAGGUCGAUCAAACAGCUCUGAUAGUCGAGACUAAGCGGGAAAUCGAGUCUAUCAAACUCCCCAUUGAGGCCCGAGCCAUUUUCGAUUCGUUCUCAGAUCGAGGGGACGAGUGCUUGCCGGACACCAGAACAGAUCUGCGUCGCCAGGUGGUGCAAUGGGCGGAAGACCCGAGCAGUAAAUCGAUCUUCUGGUUGAACGGCAUGGCUGGGACAGGAAAGUCCACCAUCGCCCGGACGCUGGCUAGACAUUUUCAAGAAAAGGGCCAACUCGGCGCGAGUUUUUUCUUCAAGCGAGGAGAAGGUGCGCAGGGCGACGCGUCAAGAUUCAUUACCACUAUUGCCCAGCAGCUAUUAUAUCGAAUUCCUAAGCUAGCGUCGGAAGUUCGACAGGCAUUGCUGGCUGAUACGCUCCUUCCGGAAAAGAACAUCGCAGAACAGUUCCAGAUGUUUAUUUUAGGACCACUCAAGGCAUUGAGCAUGUCAACCCAACUUGUUGUCCUGGUCAUCGAUGCGCUUGACGAGUGCGAGCCACGGCGCGAUGUCCAGCUCAUCCUGAAACUCCUUUCUUCGACACCAGAGGUCACCACUGUCAGGCUUCGGAUAUUCAUCACCAGCAGACCGGACAUGCCUAUCCCAUCGGCGUUCAAACGCAUGUCAGACUCCACCUACCAAAACCUCCUCCUCCAUCAAAUCUCGGAGGACAUCAUUCGACAUGAUAUAGAGGUCUUCCUGACUCACAGGCUGGCUGAGAUCCGACAUGAACACUGUCUGCUCCCUGAAUGGCCUGGUCCCGAGAAGAAACAAGCACUGCUGGAUAUGGUCUUGCCACUGUUUAUCUGCGCUGCUACCGUUUGUCGAUUCAUUGCCGAUCCUCGGUGGAAUCCCGAGAGGCGCCUGCAAGAAAUCCUACAGUACAAAUUGAUCGCACAAAUCUCACAGCUGGACAUCACCUAUCGGCCAGUAUUGGAUCACCUGCUGGCUGAUCUGAGUAAGAAAGAAAGAAGUCUGUUUCUCAACGAAUUUCAUCAAGUCGUGGGCUCGAUCAUUGUCUUUUAUGAACCCCUUUCAGUGGCUUCCCUCUCUGCCUUACUUGAUAUCCCCGAACAUGAUAUCAGCUGUAGGAUCAACGACCUUCAUUCAGUCUUGGAGAUCCCCUCGGACAACACUCGGCCUAUCAGGCCACUUCACCUCUCCUUCCAUGAUUUUCUCGUCGACCCGGAUAAGCAAGACGAUUAUCCAUUUUGGGUCAAUGAAAGGGAACGACACGCCGAUCUGACGCAUGCCUGUUUGCGACUGCUUUCUAAAAAGGGAGUUUUACGAAAGAAUAUAUGCAACCUCCCAAGCCCUGGGACAGAACGAACUGCAAUCAGUCCGCAGACGAUCCAAGAGUCCUUGUCGGUGGAGGUUCAAUAUGCCUGUCGAUACUGGAUUCGUCAUUUAAAAGAAAGCGGUGCCCAUAUCUGUGAUGGUGACCUCGUUCACAGCUUCCUUAGUACAUCUUUUCUACACUGGCUGGAAUGUUUGAACCUAAUGGGAGGGAUGUCAAGGAGUGUCAGUCUUAUGGAGACACUGCAGCUGAUGUGUUCUCCUGAAAAGGGCACUGAAGUCUCGCAACUUCUGUGUGAUGCCCAGCGCUUCGUCAUGAGGAACCGGGUCAUAGUUGACGCCUACCCUCUCCAACUGUACUCGUCUGCACUCUCAUUCGUGCCCCAGAUGUCUUUGGUUAGACAACUGUUCGAGGGCCAAAUGUUGAAACCAUCUCCUCAGCUUUCCAACCCUAUAUCUUCGUGGGACGCAAAAUUGGAGUCAUUUGAUAUAUCUCCCAAUGGCCACACAGCCGUUUCCCCAAAUAGACAACUGAUAGCCAUUUCGGGUCAUGUGGGCCUCGAAUUGAUCAACUUAAUAACAGGCACCCGGCUGUCUUUAAGUGUUUCUAGACCUAGUUUUAUCAGGUUUUCCGAUGACAGCCACUGGUUGUUGGCUGUCUUUCGCGAUCAAGAAUCUUCCAGAGUCGAAAUAUUUGAUACCCAAUCUGGUCUUCUGGAACAAAUAAUACAAAAUCCCCACGCCGGGACGCAGCUUUGGUGGCAGGGCUUUCAGGCCAGCCUCUCCCCUGACAACAAACUAGUCACUAUUACAGCUCCCGAAGACAGCGCCAUCACAAUCUUGGAUCGUCAAAGCAGUGGGCUAUUACAAACCCUUAAGGUAAACAGAUCCCACUUUGCUUUUUCUCCAGACUCACGGGCACUGGUUUUUGUCUCGAGUGAGAAUCAGGUCGUGAUCCAAGAUCUGGUACCGCCCUAUUACGACAAGAAGACCAUCAUUAGCACAUUGGAUCGGGGUUUCACAUCUAGGAACUUGGCCAUUUUUCCAGAUGGGAACCGAAUCGCUCUAUCUGUCCAAAACAGAUUCGGAUGUCUGAUCCAAGUGUGGAAUCGAUGGACGGGGAGCCUAGAGCAUACAUUGGAUGGUCAUUGUAUCAUCAAUCCAUCCUUUUUUCCUGAUGGAAGGCUGAUUGUUCAAAAAUCCGAUGAGCUAAAAGUCAGCUUAGAAGACGAAGGACCUUUCCUAUGGGAGCCCAUUACUGGGACCCUCAAGCAGUUAAUACCAGAGCAAUGCAAACAAAUCAGUUUUACAGCGGAUGAGAGAUAUAUUCUCACAUUAAAUCCUGUUGGUACAGCCAAACUGUGGGAUUUUAAGACUCAAACUGUUUGUUGCUCAUGGUAUAGCCAUGGUGAUAAGAUAGAUAGAGCCUUUAUCAGAGGAGAUGAAAAGGCACUCAUAUUAAUUUACAACUACAAGAUUGAAAUCUGGGAUCUGUGGGCUGAUGAGACUAUUUUAUCAUUAUCAUCAUCAUCUCUAAGUGAACUUGGUUCAGUCUGCAGUGUGAAUAUAUCGCCAACUAGCAAUUUGAUAUGCGCAGUCCACAUAGGCCAGCAAGUCAGCAUUUGGAAAGCCGACGGCAUACCGCAGAAAACAUGGGAUCUUCCUGGCAAUGAUUUUGACCGGUUUAAGGUUCUCUUCUCAUUAGACGGGACAUUAUUGGCUUUGCAAUUCACUGGUCACAUUGAAAUCAGGAAUACAGCAUCAGGAAACCUGGUUUGCAGAAUUCAGAUACCAUUGGGCUCUUUAAUGAUGGCCUUCUCUCCCAAGAACACCGCCAUAUUGUCAUGCAAUAAAAGUGAAAUGCUCAGUGCGUGGUCUCUCCCUACUGGAACCCUUGAGAAAACGUGGAAAGCGCCUCUAGCCAUGUGCUCCUCUCUGUCCCCAGAUGGAGGACUUUUGGCGGCAGGGUCACUGGACGGCAGCAUCGUCAUCAAGGACGGGCACACUGAUCAUACGCUACAAACAAUCGAGGCGUCUGGGGUGCGUAAAUUUCUCCUUUCCGAGGACGCUCGUCUGGUUGCAUCAGUGGGUAGAUUCAGGGUCAACAUAUGGAAUAUCCAGACCGGCGAACUCGUCCGGACUGCAUACCUGCCUGGGCUUUCAGAGGAGGAUAGGGUGUGCUCGUAUGGGCAGUACCUGGCAUCAUUUGCAGAAGACGGAACCAUCCGAGUGUGGAACUUGGAAACCAGAGCCAUUCACUCGGCAUGGAAGGCUUAUCCUGCUUUUGUUUAUCCAUCGCAAACAAUCGCCCUAUGUCCAGAUGGUCGCUGCUUGAUCUCAAGCGGGCGUAACUACCAAUCGGAAAACUAUCGAGUGCACCUGCUUGAUCCAUCUAGUGGAUCAAUCCAGCCACUCGCCGAAGAGAGCUUGGCGAAUUCGAUCGAAUUCUCGCAAAAUGGCGAGAUGAUGGCAUCUAGUCUGGGCUGUACGAUUGAGCUUUGGAGCCUCCAAGAUGCACGCUUGCUGAAAACGCUCAGUGGCCACGACGCUCUGGUGGAUGACCUCGUGUUCUCUCCCGAUGGUCGGAGAUUGGUCUCCAAGUCCGUCAAUGGGACAGUCAAUCUAUGGGAUCUGGACGCGAUGACAGCUUGGGAAGUACCCAAUGAUGUCUGGAUCAAGGCUGUAGCUUUCUCCCAUGACAGCCGGUUACUUUCACUUCACCUUCACCAGGAUCAAGUGAAGAUAUGGGACAUUGAAGCAAAGGCUUGCCUUGCGACAAUCUAUCAAGAGGAUGUCACAGACAUUUCCUUCUCUCCUGAUGAUCGAUAUCUUUUGAUAUUACAAAUAUUACGGGAUGCCAAUUCAACAACCGGAAGUUUGUGGGAUCUGAAAGAGAGCCAGCUCUAUUCUUGGUCUGAAAGUAGGAAAAUCAGACGCUCGCUCUUUGCACCAGAUGGAAGGUUAUGCAUGCUGUAUAUAAAUGGUGGAUUUUCCUUGCAUCAAGCAAUCAGCUGGCAAGUAGAUAUCCAGUGUGAUUGUGAUCCUGUUGCAAUCGCUGCCUGGUCGCCCGAUGGAAAGUGGCUCAUCACAGAGACCACAUACGAGGAAAUCAUUGUCUGGGAGACAGAAACUUAUACGAUUCGCUCCUCCCUCCCUGGCCAUGUCUUGGCUGGAAGAAAAUUCUGUUUUGAAUCACCAGACAGACUGCUGGUAUCCGAAUAUAGAAACAGUUCGAUAAAACGGUGGUGUUUUCUCUCAGGAGACUUGGAGGGGUUCUCUCAGCAGGACACAAGCGACAAGGUCAUGCCCUUACCGGACAGCAGGAUAGCAAUCGCCAGUCUGGAAAAAUUUACGAGGAAUGGCGAUGAGUACGAGACUAUUUUGUGGGACUUGGAUACAGGAAAACGCAUGGCGACCCUCAAUGAUCACCGACUGUUCAGUCUUGGCGAAAGAUUCUCCGCCGAUGGCCGAGUGAUUGUCUCAUCGAGGGAUGACAAGACACUCCAGCUAUGGAAUCCGCACACCGGUGCGCUUCAACUCUUACUCCAGUCAGUAGAGGACAUCUAUCUUGUGGCAAUCUCUGAGAACCGUCGACUAGUAGCAACAGGACACAAGUCUAACGUUAAACUCUGGGAUUCGGAAUCCAAAUACACGCAGAUCGGUCAAUUCUCCAUCUCUGGGGAUCUGACAAUGUCACUGACGUUCUCACCGGAUAGCAAGUUUCUGGUAGCAGGUGACAAGAAGAAGGUUCAAAUCUGGCGUCUCGACGUCCGGAAAAAACAACCGCUACAGAUGUGGAGGACGAUUGAGAUCGAGAAUUGCUACAAUGCUACCUUUUCACCUGAUGGGAAGCUGCUUAUUUUCGGGAAGGUUACCCAGUCCUGGGAUCCAGUCACGGACGAGAGACGAAUUUUACUCUCUGGCCACACUCGAAAAGUCACCGCAAUCACUUUCUCGCAUGAUGGGAGCCGUCUUGCCUCGGCUUCAAAGGAUCACACCAUCAAUAUCUGGGAUGUCCCCACGGGCAGACAUCAGAUGACACUAGAAGUCCGGAUGGAUAUCAGGCAGAUGAGAUUCUCCCAGGAUGACUCCUAUCUUAUCACAGACGCGGGAACGUUUGCACUUCCAGCUACUGCCCCAGAUGCCUUUAGCUUCUAUCCUCACCCUGAACCUGGCCCUUGCUUGUGGAUUGAAGAUGAGUGGGUGGUCAGAGGGGCGGAGAAAAUCCUUUACCUACCAACGGAAUACCGGCCGACAGAUCUUGAUUACAACGAUGGGCUCUUGGUCUGGGGUACCGAGAAUCACGGGCUAGUCUUCAUGAGGGACGAUUUCCCUACUAACUGAUGACUGGUGAACCCUAUGAGCGAGUAAAAGUCAGUAGUCAACGGCCAUAGGAUCUUCAGUUGGCAGUAUUAUUGGGUACUUUGGAGCAUUGAAUGGCUAUUGACAGCCGAAAGCGGAUUCAAUAACAGGGUUCAAUAAAUGAUCGGCGGUACUGGGACAGAAUGAAAUAUCAAUAGGAAGAUUAAAUCAAUAGCAUCGAGUCAUGCAUUGAUGUAUAAAUCAUUGCAUCCUGAUUUAUUCUCACCACAAUACUUACUACUCUAUUGCAAGUAUCAAUCAAUCUUGAAAUGCAUCUCAUCUCUCUGCUUUCC
Molecule: messenger RNA, 6524 nt
Organism: Penicilliopsis zonata CBS 506.65
Lineage: Eukaryota; Fungi; Ascomycota; Eurotiomycetes; Eurotiales; Aspergillaceae
Exons: 3
Coding region: 148-6213 (2021 amino acids)
Molecular function (GO): protein binding
Source: RefSeq, a predicted model, not a curated record